Molecule: messenger RNA, 3501 nt
Organism: Rotaria sp. Silwood2
Lineage: Eukaryota; Metazoa; Rotifera; Eurotatoria; Philodinida; Philodinidae
Source: the annotation of a GenBank genome assembly
AAGAUAGAAUUUCUAGCAGAAACAGCAAGAAUUUUUCGUUCUCUUUCUCUACACCUCUCUGAACCACCUUUUUGUUUUAUUUCGUUGUAAUCGUUCUGCUCUACGUGCAUACAAAAGUAUACAUUCGUAUACGUGUCAAACAGAACGAUAAAAAAUAAGAAAAAAAAGAGGUCAUUCAAAGAGAAAGAGAUAGGAGUAAAUGAGUACGUUUUGCUCAUCUUUUUAUGCUCUUUUGAAUGAUUCAAUUUUUAUUGAAUCGGUACGAGAUCGACAAUUCCAAACUGUUUGAUAUGAUUUAACAAAAAUGACCAUAAUUGAUCAGACCUUAUGGUAUCAUCAUCUUCUUUCUUUGACAACGAAAUAAUUUCUUCUUUAAUAUUGCUAUCAUCAUAUACAACACGUUGAUGAGUCAUUUUUAUUGAUGCAGGAAAAUAGUCUAUUUUACUCUAGAUUAUAUGAACUGGCUUCAUCACUUAAUUGGAUAUUAUUGUUUUAAAUUAUCAUAUAAACAUUUAAUAUAGCACAAUUCAUUUUGUAAUUGAUUCUUAUCUAAAUCGUCUAUUUGAAAUACAUCAUCAUCAUCAUCUAAAUAUUCUCUUAAGUAAGCAAUUGAAAUGAUUGAUUAUGAAAAAUUCAAAACUUUUCAAAUAACUCACUGCUAUCAUCGAAAUAAGAGCUACCAUAAUCGAUUACUUUAUUGAUAAAUAAGUCAAAUUCUUUCACUAAGCAUUCACUUGUAUUGUUGUUAAUUUCUAUUAACUAUUUUAAUACUAAACGCAUAUUACAGGCAUAAUAAUUAUCGAAUAACUUUUAAUGUAGCUUGGUGAUCAGGAAAUACAUUUCGUUAAUUUAAUCGUUGUGAUAUUUUCUUUGAAAGAGAAUAAAACAAUCUUAGUUCACAACUAAAAAUAUUUCUAUAAUGAUAAAAGAUGAAAAACAGUUCAGAAGAAAAAAGUUCAUAAUAAUAACAACAACAGCAUCAACAAAGAGGAGAAGAACAAAAAGAAAACAUGACAAAUGGCGAGAAAGAUCAGUCAGAAAGAAAGUAUAGAAAAAUGAGCACUAUAGAAUGAGUUCUAUGAGCGGUUGUAUAAUCUUUCGAUAACAAUAAAAAAUCAUUCUGUCUCCUUUUUACUUAUAUUUAAAUAGGACAUCAAUUUUUGACUAGUUUGAGUAAAUGAUGAACAAUACCAAAUGUCCCAAAAAAUUGCAUCAACGUUGGUAAAUUCAUACCAUACGUAUUUAUGACUAUGAUUAGGUCAUUAGUAAACGACGAAGCUCUUCAUAAAUAUGAACCAGUUAUAGCCAUAUACUUAUUUAUGCAAAUUUUUUAGACAUUUGAACACAACCUAUCUAAAAUAUAAGUCACAAAGAGGCAGUUGAACCUGGUUAUUGUAUGAUGCUUACUAAUUUCCUACUUAUUUUGAAGAAUGAAUAUUUCAAGAUUUAAUUUUAAUCAAAUAUCCAUUUGGACUUCAUUGAAUUAAUUGCUUAGUUCUAUCAUAUUUUAAUUUCAUCUUUAGAUAUAUUCAAAGUGUUCGUGAUGCUGAUAAUCAAAAUGAAAUGUAUAGUAAGAACACGACAGCCAAAUUAUAAACAACCACACAGCAACAUUUACUGUUGGACCAUUUCUGCUUUAAUAAUACUUUUCCGAUGGUUAUUGUGGAUGCCAUCCAGUUGUGUAUUUGUCACACGAAUCAUCACUGAAAAGAAAUCAAUGAAAAUAUUUUAUUCAUUAUAUAUACAUAAAUCAUUGAGCAUGAUGUUAAUAAAAGGACUAAUGUAGAAUGCUCUUUUAUAUAAACAUCACAUUUUAUAUUGUACACAUUUUUUCCACGUCUUUUAUGUCAUUUUAUCUAGCUUCGCAUCAGUCUGACCAAACUGAUUAGCAAGAACCAUACCAUUGAUGAAUCAUUUCACAUCAACGUCAUUAAUACAGUAUACACAAUCUACGCUGUCCCAAGGAUAAAAAAUAUAUUUGCUUUUCAAUUGUUUCGUUUUUUCUCUUUCUCUUGUAUUACUACAUAUAAAUUUUUUGCAUCAUUGUACAGGUAGUAGAGUCAACAAUAUUCGUAUACACAUUAAAUUUUUUGUUUGCUUAUUAUUUUGUUUUAUUAUAUAUUUAUUUAAAAAUAACUCAUCUUUGUGAUAUUUGAUAGAACAAAAAAAAAUAAAGCAAAGAAAAGAAUAAUAUCCUAUUUAACUUUUUCCAGUUUUCGAGUGUACAUAUGCAUUAAAAUAUUUUUUUUUGAAAGUUGAUUGUGUUUUCUAGUCAAUAACCUUCACAAAGGUCACACAUUCUAUUACCAAGAAUCGAUGAUAAUUAUGUAGCUCUGAAUUGAAGUGACAAUGCCACUAAAGAUGCUGACUCAAUUAGAAUUCCGCUUAGAUAUUUUUGUAAUUUUAAAAGUGAAGAUGGGAAUAUGUAACAAGUUCAUUUUUUAUAUUCAUUCUAUAACAUUAUCUUGCAAAUCAAUCUUUAAAAUUAUGAUUAGUCAAACAAUUUCAACUGAAUUUUCAACUUCACUUUUAAAUUUAUUAAAAGUUCUAAACAUAAUUUUAAUACAAUUCAUUGCAUUAGCAAGACAGGAAGAUUGUGAUUUUAAAUGAUUUAGACAAAUGGAGAGAAUUACAAAAAAGAAACUUAUUAAAGCCCAACGUGAUAUUGAAUUUGUGAGCAUGUUUCUAAUUAAUGGUUGAACACUAAAGUUCGUUAGAUUCAAAUUAUCUAAUAAAAAUCAUAUAAGAUCAAUAAAAGCAAAAACAAUGUUCAAAGGCAAUUACUUUUUUCUGAAUAUUUCGUGCAACAAAAAAUUAAGAAAUAAAUUUGAUCAAAACAAAAGAAGUCUUUUUGAUAUAUUUGAAAUACAUCAUUGUAUAAAAUUAAACAAUUAAUCUUUUUAUUGGGGAUAGAAAUGAAAGAGAACGUAUUAAAAAAGCUCACGACUCAAAAUUAUCUUAAUUAUUGGGAGCAGUAGGUGAUCAUACUCAAUCAUUGUUAUCAAAUAUAAAUAAACUAGUAUAUAAGUUAUCAAGUAAACAACUUACAACAGCACAAAUGAUACUCUUGAGUAAAGGAUGGAAGUUUUGUGUAGAAGGAAACAUAAUGAAUCCAUUAAACGCACAAACUGAAAAUUGAAUAUAAUAUUUAUUUAUUGAAAAAACAAGUUGAUGAAAAGAAGAUUGAUUUGAUGAAAAUGAUAGAAGACAUUAACACAGCCACCCACGAAUAUAAAUAUAUAUAUAUAUAUAUUUAUAUCUAAUUUAAGUAGUCAUGAAACUCAUGCUCUUAAACAAUUAAAAGAAGAUCGAUCAAGUGUUAUUUUAAAAGCAGAUAAAGGAAACGUCAUAGUUAUUAUGGACAAAACUGAUUACAUGAACAAGAUUAAAGAACUUUUAGAUGAUCAAAGUGAAUUUUGUUCAGUUAAUAAUGAUGAAUCUGCUGUUCAUGGAUCAUUAAGAGAAAGAAAAAAUAGAGCCAUUAACAAAGAACAAAGUUAA